Molecule: messenger RNA, 6120 nt
Organism: Caenorhabditis auriculariae
Lineage: Eukaryota; Metazoa; Nematoda; Chromadorea; Rhabditida; Rhabditidae
Source: the annotation of a GenBank genome assembly
AUGGAUACCCGUCGAGUGCGGCGGGUUCGUGGCGAAGGUCGACGAGAAAGUGCCCGAGUCGCCGAGCAGCAGAUCGCCGCUCAAGUUAAUACUCCCUCUCAAAGGUGGUUUCAGAUGAUUUCAAUUUUCCAUUUGUUUUGAAAAACAUCUCUAAACAUUAGGGAAAAAAUUCAUCUGAUUAAAAAUCUCAGAUUUACAUAAAUGGAAUAAAAAGCAAAUUUUCAAUCACUGUAAAGAAAGUAGCAAGGAAGUAAAAGGCAGAAAAUAUAAAAAAUCGUUUCACAUUUUCCUCACUUUCUAACAGCUGACUUUUGAAGGGUACCGCUCAAAUGAAUGAAUUGUCGUGUUUUUGAUCUAUUUUUACCUCCAGAAAUUGAUGCCUGGUCUACGAGAAUAUUUCCAGCCUUUACAAUUAAUUUUAUUCUCAACUCGCUUUUGAAUUUACAAUUGAAAAUCUUUGAGUCGAAUGUGAUUCUUAAAGAAGUUGUUUUAUUGGGGCAGGUUUGAGAAUCAAAAAAGUUUUUUUCAAACCGAGACGUGUUUUCAUUGAAAUUUGUGUACUUUUUGAAGCGUGAAUCAUCUUGUUAACUUGAGAGAUAGGCUUUAAAAUUGCAAAUAAGUAAAAAAUUAAAGAAAUCUCUUAGCUCCGGGACAUACGGGACAAUAUUUUCCGGCUGCCUAAAAAAAUGCGAGUUCAUUGAAGUUCGCAAGCUAGUGAGGUUUAGGAGACGGCGGACAACGAACCAUAACGCUUGUGAAUUUUAAGGCACCGAACUUCAGGUCCAUCUCUUGUACGCUAUUUAUUCUGUAGAGAAAACAAAGUGGUUUUAUUUAUUCUUAAUAUAAUUUCCCUAUCAAGCCGUGAAUCGGCUUCCGAUUUUCUUAUAUAACAAUAACAGAAAAUUGUUUCAGAGGAUCACAGUCAAGAAAUUCCCGCGCCCGGGCCCCCAGAAGGCGUCCUGAUCGAAUUGAAACCCAGGGCUAUCCAGAAUAUCUCCACUACCUGGAUUCCGACGACGACGAAGACUACCAGCCUAGCCAGGUUCCAUUUAGAAAACUAGAAAUCCUGAAAAGGGUUCUGCGAAACUUUUUUGUAACUUUUAUCUUUGUUAUUUCAUCCAUUCAGACAUCUUUUCUUUCAAGUGUUCCCAAAGAUCAGAUACUAGAUUUGAUUUAUUUUAUUUUUCGUGCAGCUUGUGGAAUGGCGAAUAAAAAUUUGAGAAAAUGAAAAUCAAGUAAUUUUAUCUGGUUCCAGGAGGCAGAAAACGCAGCUCGAGUUGAGGCAGAGCGCGAAAUUUUGGAAACGAGUGAAUCGGAUUCAAGCGAAGACACUUCCGGAAGCGAAAACGAGUGGUCAGACCUGGAAGGCGUCAUUGGAGGCGGACACAGCGACGGAAACUCGACCAUCGAUCUCAGCGAUCUCGAUGACCCUCAGAGAGACGUGAGCCGAAGAAAAGAGAGCCAGAAACCUUUCUGUUCAGUUAGACGACGAAGAAGAAGAGGGGGGCUCUGAAACUGUCGAGGCGUUCGAUCCAGAAGUCCAAGAGAUCCUCCAGCAACGCUACAUUAUGGACCUCAUUCAUGGUCGUGAGGUCUUCAUUCGAUCUCUCAAUAAAGGAUAUUUUACCAUCUUUUUCAGGUUGAUGAAUAUCCUCGCGCCUUGUUGACUUCAAGUUCGGAAAGUGGAACGGUUUAGAUCAUUUUAAAUUAAUUCAUAUAUUGAUUUUUUGCAGAAUGACACUCCCGUUGUAGAAGAAGUUGCUAUAGUAGAUGGAGAAGCGGACAUUCGGGAAGUCACUCCUGAGGUUUUUUCUUUUUUUUUUCUCGAAAAGUCGAGAUUUUUAUUUUUCGAACGUCCUUCAUCCGGCGGACUCUGCACUUCACAUGAUAAAAAAUAAUUUAUUUUCAAGUUUUUUUAAUUUUUUAUUAACUUUCUAGGUUUUUUUUUUUCAAAUAAGUUUUCAUCCCCAUUCUCAAUUUAAAAAAAAUUCUUCUUUUUUUCAACUUUUCUUUUUUGGCUCUUAGUCAUAUCGCGUUUUUCUUGGCGUUUUCUCAUUUUUAAAUUUGGAAAAACACUUCAAAACCCAUGCGUUUCACAACGUUGUUGGCACAGAUUUCUUAAAGAGCCCUAAAAAAAGUUUUUUUUAACUUUGUUUUUAUUGGUUUUUUUCUCAGCAAGACGACGAGCGCUCUUUAAAUGCUCCAAGCCCCAAGAGAUGCCGCCUUGACGAGCCGUCCACCAGGUUUAGAAAUCCGCAAAUAAAUUUUUUCAAGUUAAAUGUUUUAGUGCGACGGUUGCGGUCUUGGACGAUGAUGAUGAAAAUGGCGACACCAGUUGUAAUGUGUGUUAUGAGGCGAGUUUUUCCAAGGAAAAUAAAUUUGUGCAAAACAUACUUGUAAGAAAAUGGCAACGCUUUCAGAGGUGUUGAAACCAUUACAAGCAACAGAAAAAAAGCAAAAUUUCUCGCAAUAGAUCUUGUUUUCGUUUUUUAGAGCUUCAAACUACACAAAAUACGCAAAUUAUGACAAAAAAAAAACGCGAACCCAAGGUUUUGAUGCGUAAACCAGAUCUAUUACGAGAAAUUUGUUUUCUUGCCCUGGAAUCAGGAGAGAAAAAUUCAGCAAAGUUUCAUCAAAAGUUCGAAAAACGCUCCCUAGUAAGAAGAAAUCCGGCCAAAACCAAUAAAUGAGCUCAAAAAAUAAAAUAAUAUCCAAUUUUCAGGAUUACACCUCUUCUGGCAACCAUCGUUUGGUUUCGCUGAAAUGCGGACAUUUUUUCGGCAAAUCCUGUAUUCUUCGCUGGCUUCAUACUGAAGGUUUCAGAAAUAUUUUCAUUGAAGAUCAAUUUUUUUUUUUCCCCAGGCGCUGCCAAAGCUUGUUGUCCGACGUGCAAAGAGAGGUUCAAGCAGAGAGACAUGCGCCAACAUUUCGCCAAAAGUGUCAAAGUCCUUAUUUGAACGUUACGUGAUUAACAGUGAAGGAGUUUCCAGGUCAUCAACACGGAUGAAAUCGAAGAUUUGCGAUCCAAAAACUUGGCUCUUAUUGCAAAGUUUGUUUUUUUUUUUCGUGUCUCGAAAAACUUAUGCUUUUUGCUCUAAACUAUACUGCAAGCUAGCUGGAAUUUAAAAAAAGUAAAUUUGUCAUUUUUUUCAAGUUUUGCGACAAUCUUGCGCGGAACGUAGAUAAGCGAAGGUAGAUGUUCAAAAAGAUGCUCUUUGCGAGAUUUUUUUCCUCGAAAGUUGAAAUCAGCCCACAGAGUUUUUCAAACCUUGGCUUGAGAGUAAUUCUCGAAGUAUUUAUUAUAUGCUAAAACGUAAAAACUAACAGACUAAGUUUAAUCUUGAAGUCUGCUCAAAAAUGUUCGUUGGAAUGUUCAAAAAUUUUCCAUUCAGAGAAUCGAAGAGUAAAACUGUUCCACUUUUUGAGCUCAAAUUAGAUAUGGUCAGAAAUUAUUGUAUCAGUUUGAUGACUAAAUGAAAGCGUUUCCCUUGAAAAUAUUUCAGCAGGUAUCCUUCAAUUUUUAUAAAGUAGCGCUCCUCAAAAUGUCUAUCAAUAAAAAAUCCGAAAAUCGCCAAAAAUUCUCUUUGAAACUUUUUUCCGUUAAUCACCGCUGAUUAAAGGGAUCGCGAGAACACGGCGACCCUGGCGAAGCUGACGCAAGAAGUGAAGAUGCUGCGCGGAAGAUUGGUCCUGACACGACCUGUCGAGGCGGAGACGUCAGUAUCCUCCGCAAUCCUCCGAAAAUAUUCAAGAUUCUAGGACGCCUGAAGUCGUCGUCGUCAGCAACAUGGGACUUUUCCAAGGCGAAAAGUUCGUUUUCCCUCGUCCGAACAAUCUUUCUGCUGGUAGCUCUCCCUUUUUUGAUUCUUCUAAGUUUCCGAAAUCUCAGAAGCGAGAGCCUUCGUUCUGAUGGACAAGGAACUCCUGAUCGGAAUGAAAGGCAGCACGCAAAUGUUCAACAGCUACGGCUUCCGUCAGGUUGCUCUCAUUUCGAGAAAGUCACCUCGAAACCUUCUUUCCAGUUGAACACUAAUUUCUCAUCGACCAACACUUUCUGGCCGAUCGCCAACAAGAAAAUCCGCUCCAUAUCCUGCAAUCCCGCCAAUAAACAAUGUUUUGCCGUCGGUAUGGUCCAUUUCAUCGAUUGGCUCUUGAUUCAUAACGAUCCAGGAGGAGAGGACAAAAUCGCGUGGUGCUAUUCGGCCCUCGGACAACUCCAUCGGGGCUACAAAAUACCCGACACCAGCACGGUCACCACUAUCUGCUGGAUCAGUCGCGAUACGGUAAGAUCAUUAAAGUUCUAUAAAAACCUAGGAGGGAAAAGCUUGUGGGAAAUAUUUUAAAAACUAGAAACUUUGGGUUUUUGCAGAAAUUAACCGAAAUUAAAGAGCUUUAAAUAGGACCUUUGAAAGGAAUUUUUCAUGGUAUUUUGCUCGUUUUCAAGCCAUCUGACGUGUCUGCGCUCUCUUUCAUCUCACCCAUAGUACAAAGAAAUAGGAAAACACAACGUAAACUCAAGAGGACGCAGAAAAACUGGCCAUUUUUCAGAUUUGAUGAAUUGGUAAAAUCAAAAGGGAAACAUGUGUUCGCCAUUUUUUUUAAAUGAGGAAUCGAGAAAGUUUUGAUUAUGUAAAUUUUAGUCUUCAUCUUUCUCCCGACAUUAUGACAUAUGAAAAAAAUUUCGUAGCACGUUCAUAUGGAUUUUUUUUUUUGGUAAACAACUUUCUAGGUUUUUUUGAGUAAAUGAAGACUUGAAAGAAAUUUGAAACCACGAUUUAAAUUUUAAAAACAAGUAUAUACUUGAAGUUCAUCGUCGGCACAGUCACUGGCCGCCUUUGGAAAUUCGAAAAUGUCUGGACGAAUCCCAGCGACACGACCAACGUUGACCUCACAAAUGGAGCUGGCCGCAUGCCAAUCAUUUUUUGCUCGUUAGUUCCUUUCUUAAUGUUCAUAAUUUCGAAUAACUCAUAAAAAGUUUCUGAGAGCAUGAACUUGUUGACAGGAUCGAUCUCACGACCCAAGUCUUGGUUUAUUCGACCGCCAAGGAACUCGCCGCGUUCCACAAUGGCCAGAAGGUCAUUCUUUUGACCAGCAAUAUUGGUGAGUUUUUUUCUAACCGAAAGGUUCGAGAAAUAGAAGGAACAGAGCAAAAUUAGAAUCUUGGAAAUUUUUAUUUUUAUUUUUCUUCGUUUUUCAAAGUGGAAUGGGAGCUCAAGUGAAAUGAUUAAUGUCUGAUUCAUUCACUUCACCUUGGAUAGAAGUUUCAAAAAUAGCGCAAAAAGACUAUUUUAAAUUUUCUUGUAGCCCUUGUUGUUUAGAUCUAGGUCUGAAUGAGAUUUUCCAAAGUCCGACAGAAUGUUGAGAUGAUGUUUUUUUAGAAACGGACGACCUCCAGAAGAUCGUGACGGUGUGUUUCGACCCAGAAAGUCUCUGUUUGGUGGCUACCGUAGUCCGAAGAGACGGAUCCUGGACCAGACGUCUUGUCCGUCUCGCCAUCAACGAUGAGCUUGUUCGUCCUCAUAUUUCUCAAUUCAAUGAUAAUUUAUUUCAUUCACUUAUUUCAAAAAAAAAAAAAGUUUCAAUAGAAAAAAGUUGGAAUGGAAUUUUUGAAUUCAAAAAAUAUGAGAUCAUUUUUCGCCAUAGGCGUGUUGGGAAAAGCCUGCUGAAAUUUUCGCAAAAUAACUUGAAAUCCAUGAAAAAAAAGAAAUUUUUCAGCUGAGUGUCCAGGGCUGGUCGGACUGGAAAAGUCAGUUCCCGAAAGUUGACACCAUGUACAACGAGGUCGUCUUCAGUGUAAAUAAAGGUUUUUAUAGAGUUAAUAUAGAUCAAUUUCCCCAUUUGCAGUGCAAUAUUCUGUCGUCACGACGGGGAUCAGCCAGUUGAUGGCUCACGAUUGGAGUGGAGUUUGUCCCGAUGUCCGUUUCACUUAUUUAUUUUCCUGUUAUAUACGAGAUCAAGAAAGUUCAAUUUCAGCACGCUAUUUGUCUUCCCGGAGAGAGCGACCAGACCGUCAAAGUUUCUGGGAUGCUGGCUGCCGAUGGAGGUCCGAAAGCCACUCGGAAGAUCUUUGUCCUCACCGAAAACCGUGUCUAUUCCCUUUUCUUCAAACUCGGACCUUGA